AUGCGACCACAACGCGAAUACCACAUUGUUGUGCUAGGUGCUGCUCAAUUCGUCCAAAAUGUCUGGAUUGAGAGUUAUGACCCUACCAUCGAAGAUUCAUACCGCAAGCAGAUCGAAGUAGAUGGCCGACAAUGUAUCCUGGAAAUUCUUGAUACUGCAGGAAUGGAACAAUUCACUGCUAUGAGAGAGUUAUACAUGAAGCAAGGCCAAGGCUUUUUGCUCGUAUUCUCCAUCACUAGCAUGUCGUCUCUGAACGAGUUAUCUGAACUGCGCGAGCAAAUCAUCCGCAUCAAAGACGACGAAAAGGUCCCCAUAGUAAUUGUGGGAAAUAAGUCCGACCUGGAAGAAGACCGUGCCGUCGCUCGUGCCCGAGCCUUCGCUCUCUCCCAGAGCUGGGGCAACGCACCCUAUUAUGAGACUUCCGCUCGUCGAAGGGCCAAUGUCAACGAGGUAUUCAUCGACCUCUGUCGCCAAAUCAUCAGAAAGGAUCUGCAAGGAUCAUCGAAGCACGGCGAGUCGUCGCGCAAGCGGGAAGGCCCGAACCGCCACGACAGAAAGAGAGAUAAGAGACGACAGAACGGACGCCCCUGUGUGAUCCUAUAA
Messenger RNA from Aspergillus wentii DTO 134E9, 603 nucleotides. RefSeq names its product putative RAS small monomeric GTPase (Rsr1). Gene Ontology annotation, biological process: signal transduction. NCBI's taxonomy places the organism in Eukaryota, Fungi, Ascomycota, Eurotiomycetes, Eurotiales, Aspergillaceae. The coding region runs from base 1 to 603 and encodes 200 amino acids. The transcript is spliced from 7 exons. Gene Ontology annotation, molecular function: GTP binding; GDP binding; GTPase activity. The record is from RefSeq and is a predicted model, not a curated record. Gene Ontology annotation, cellular component: plasma membrane.